AGACUGCAGUGAGAGUCUUCUUCUACAGUCAGAAUGAGUAACCGUGUCUUCCUUGUGCUUUCUGUUUUGGUUAUUGCCUGCCACAUCACUGGUGCAACUAUCUUUGACCCACUGAACUUAAGCUGCAGAUGUUCCAGAGUAACAAGGACCUUCAUUCGUCCCUCAAAAUAUGCUAGUGUUGAGCUCUUUCCAUCUGGGGUGGCCUGCAGAAAAAUGGAAAUCAUAAUCACACUAAAGAACAACCACAAAGUAUGUGUUGAUCCCAAAGCCAAAUGGUUGAGCGAUUUAAUGAAGAUGAUGGGAAGCGAGAAUACAGUACAAUUUUCUUCUUGAAAUGAAGUUUGAAAGGGCUUUCAAGAGGCAAGGAACACAUGCCCCAUAAAUUCCAAAUGUGAAGUUUCAUGAUUUCUGCUUUGUGGUGCUGAUUGUGUUUAAUUCUUCCUAAACUGAAAGCCAGUUAAGAGUGUUUGGACUUCUGGAAAUUCACAACUGAUGUGAACAUGCAAGCUGAAUCUGAACCUGGGUUGCAUAUGACAAUGAUAAAGUUUGUAUUUCUGUGUGAGUAAAUAAAUAAAA
Python bivittatus (Burmese python) is the source of this 576-nucleotide messenger RNA. It is a transcript of the gene CXCL13, whose product is annotated as C-X-C motif chemokine ligand 13. Gene Ontology annotation, molecular function: chemokine activity. Lineage: Eukaryota; Metazoa; Chordata; Lepidosauria; Squamata; Pythonidae. Gene Ontology annotation, biological process: defense response; immune response; chemotaxis. The record is from RefSeq and is a predicted model, not a curated record. Gene Ontology annotation, cellular component: extracellular region.